Messenger RNA from Hyposmocoma kahamanoa, 831 nucleotides. RefSeq names its product anillin-like. Gene Ontology annotation, biological process: actomyosin contractile ring assembly; mitotic cytokinesis; septin ring organization. The record is from RefSeq and is a predicted model, not a curated record. NCBI's taxonomy places the organism in Eukaryota, Metazoa, Arthropoda, Insecta, Lepidoptera, Cosmopterigidae. Gene Ontology annotation, cellular component: actomyosin contractile ring. The annotation marks the transcript as partial. The transcript has 6 exons.
AGCCAAGCUCUGAACCUGUGCGCGUCGACAAUUGAGUUCAGCGGGUCUACGGAGCAGGCUGAGGGCGAAAGAUUGUUACUAUUAGCAACACAUAGGCGUCAAGCGUGUCUACAUGAGGUGCAGCGACUGCAGGUGGAGGGCGCAGGCGAGGCGGCCACUGCCGGGAUGGCCUCGCUGCACAUUCACGGCCUCAAUGUACCUUUGCGAAGAGACUAUAUACGGCAACUUAACGCAGACGGCGCGGUGGGCCACCACGCCGUAUGCCUGGUGAAGUGCCGCGACCGCGUGCUAGCCACCAGCAUGCAGCAGUCGCAGCCCUCAACAGCGCAGCUGCACUUCCCCGACGAGAUCCGCAUGGACGGGCUCACCAGCGACUUCAAGGUGACUGUCGAAGUAUACCUAUUACAAGCGUCUAAGGAAGUGCUGCCACAUGACGUCAAAUACCACAUAUUUAAUAAAAAGUCAAACUCAAAAUUGUUAACGCCGAAGUCGAAAGUGUCGGAGUUAAAAACGCCGCGUGUACAGUCGCCAGCUGGUCCUCUCUCGGUACGCAGUCCGCAAUUCCAACUGCACGGAUACUGCAUCUUCGCACUCUCGCAGGCUAACAGAAAGACAUUCACGCUGAGCAAGGUGCCAUGCGGCAGUCCCUUAGAGGGGUCCGUGACAAUGGACAUUGCGGCGCGCGUGCGCGUGCCCGCGCCGGCGCCGCACGCCGCCUUCCUCACGGCCUUCGACGACGUGUCGGGCCUGGGCGCUUGGCACCGCCGCUGGUUCCGGCUGCAGGCGCCCCGCCUGGCCUACUGGAAGUACCCCGACGACGUGCACAAGAAG